AUGGAUCUCGACGACAUACGCGAAAUUCAAGAAAAUGAAAUCGAAGCACUCAAAGCCAUAUUUAUGGACGACUACCGAGAAGUGGUUAACCAAACCCCUUGGAAGGUAGCCAAUGCAGCACCCGAGUUUAUCUUACAUUUGGCACCUUUGGGCGUUGAAGAUGAGGAAGUCCAUGUAUCUAUUGAUCUCAAAGUCAGAUUUACAAAAUCGUAUCCAAACAAACCGCCCGAAUUACACCUGGUGUCUCCCAGGGGAUUAAGUCCUCAACUUGUGCGUCGAUUGAAUGAUUCUUUACAAGCUGCUGCCAAGGAUAUGGUUGGCCGAGAAAUGAUGUACGACCUUGCAGAUCAUGUCCGUGCGUUCCUUGCAAAUCACAACAAUCCUCCACCAGAAGGCAGCAAAUUAAGUUUCCAUGAGCAAAUGGUCAAGCGUAUGGAGAAUGAUCUCAAGGUGGAACAAGAGCGUGAGCUAAUGGAACGUACACGUCGUGCACAAGAGGAAGAAGCAGAACGUCGUGUCCAAUCAGAGAUGAUGAAUGCCAAGAUCCAGGAAGAGAUUGAAAGAAAACGACAACAAGCACAAGCCGUGAAACGCUUACGACAAGAACUUGGCUAUGAUGCUGGUGAAGUGGAUGAUGAUCUUUAUGGACAUGUGGAUGAUGAACACAGCGGAUUUGAGGAUCCAGAAGAAUCAGCAUUACGACAAAGCAUUUUGGAAAGCAGCGAAGUUAGCACCAUUCAAUUCGACAACCUUGUAUCGAUUCCUUUCAACAAUGAUCAAAUCUGUUUCCGUGCUAUUGCUCUUGGUCCACGACUACGACAGGAAGAUAUCAGUGAAACGUUCUCAGCCAAUCCGCUAGCAUUCAGAAUCCUCAAGCGAGAAAACGACAACAACCUUGUGGAAGAAGAGAGUGGCGAUGUUCAAUCACUCCCAAGUCUGGUACUCGUCAAACGUAUCAAGGUAUCUGGAUCCUAUUACAUGACACCUGCAGGCAAACGCAAGUUGCAAGAGGUGGAGCGUGAAUUGGACCGAUUGCGAUCACUCCAACAUCCACAUAUUGUUGCUGUGUAUGACGCCAAAUUGGAACGAUCCAAGCUUGAAAGGCAUAGCUGGACAUUGGAUAUCUUGAUUGAAGAUGAACGAGGAACACUCUUGUAUGAUUUGCUGCAGACAUGUGGUGGUGGUUUACGUCCUGGUAUGGUGCGCAAGUACAUGAAGCAAUUGUUAUGGGCUGUCAAUCAUAUCCACCUCAACGGCUUUGUAUGUCGACAAAUUCGAGCAACGAGUAUCUUUUGCAGCAAAGAUCAAACGGUGCGUAUAGCCGAUGUCAGCUACGCACGUCGACUACGAGAUCUCAAUCGAUCCAAUGCAUUGAACGACCAAAAUUCAAGCGACAGCAGCAUCGAAUUGUUACCAGGAUGGAUGUCACCCGAGUUACGUGAAAGACCUGGUGUCUACAACCGAAAGAAUGACAUUUGGUGCUUGGGCGUUGUCUUUUUGGAGAUGCUAUGGGGUGUGGAUGUCACCAAAGAGUAUGGAGAUUUCGAUGCAUUCCUACGAUCCGAGGCAAAUGAAUUACCAGCUGCCGCACGUGACCUUGCCAAAAAGAUGCUUCAUACAGAUCCAAGGAAACGACCCACAGCAAUCGAUCUCCUCAAAGACAGCUUUUUUGGUGAUGGCAAAGAUAGCAAUGGUCCCGUCAUGGAAGAAGUAUCCACCGUGUUUAUGAACGAUCGAGCAACAAGCACGCCUAUGCAACCACAAAAGGACGCUCCUGCUGGUUUCGGUGAUGGUGCAACAAUUUAUGAACCAUCCAUGGUAACCCAUGCAAGAGAGAAAUCGUUGUCGUCUCCUUUAAUGGUACCCGCAUCCACCUCUCUACAUCAUCCAUCCACUGGUUCAAGCUCACGCUACAGGACUGAUUUUGAGGAAAUCGAGUUUCUUGGAAAAGGAGGUUUCGGUGAAGUGGUCAAAGCAAAGAAUCGAUUGGAUGGACGGCUUUAUGCAAUCAAAAAGAUCCGCUUGGACCCACGCGACAGCGAAGAUCUCAGGAAGAUUUUACGUGAAGUGCAAACAUUAUCCAGCCUACAUCAUCAAUACGUUGUGCGCUAUUAUGCAACAUGGUUUGAAGAUGAAGAUGGUAGCGGUUGGAAGGAUAGCGAAGACGAGGACUUUACCGAGGAUGAAUCAAUGUCCGAAUACGAUGAUGAAGAUGACGAGGAUGUCAGUGUUCUUCAAAAGCGUUUCGACUUUUUAUCUACCGAGCAAUCCAAGAGCCGCAGCUAUUCCGCCAUCAAGUUUGCGGCUGAGGAGGAAGAUUCAUCAAGUGAAUUGGAAGCAGGAGAAUCAUCAUACGACGACAAGACCAUGUCCUCGAUGGAUGACUACAUUGAUUUUGCUCCCGAUGGAAACGAAUCAUCUACCGUCAGUGGAAAGAAGCUCGCCUUGACCCGCAGAGUGAUUGAUAAGUUAAAGAGUCGUCGAAACCGUACCGAUGAAAGCGACAAUGGCAGCAGAGGACGUUCACAACGCACACGUGUCCUUUACAUCCAAAUGGAAUAUUGUGAGAAAAAGACGCUACGUGACAUUAUCGAUGAUGGCGUGGACGAGGAAGAUGCCUGGAAACUUUUCCGACAAAUUCUCGAAGGUUUGGUGCAUAUUCACUCUCAAGGCAUGAUUCAUCGCGAUCUCAAGCCAUCCAAUAUCUUUUUGGAUUCCAAUAACGAUGUCAAAAUCGGUGAUUUCGGCUUGGCGACAACCAAUCAAACUUUUGUGGAUGCUGUCAGCGCCUUUGCAAGGACAUUCAACAAUCGGAACAGAGCAGGUGGUGAACGUACACCCACUCAUCAUGACGGCUUACUUGAUUCGACCAAUGGCAGCUAUGCAGGCUACUCGGCAACAAGCAUGAAUGCGGGUGUGGAUGAAAGCAUGACAACUGGUGUUGGUACUACAUUCUAUGUAUCACCCGAAGUGCUACCCAAUCCAACAACAGGCGCAUCACCCGGCAUGAGAUACAAUCAAAAAGUGGAUAUGUUCUCCUUGGGCAUCAUCUUUUUCGAAAUGUGCUAUCCUUUUGAUACUGGCAUGCAAAGAGCAAUUGUUUUGCAAGAUCUGAGGAAUGGCAAAUUCCCAAAUGAUUUCCCAAAGGAAUAUGUCAACCAACGCAAGAUCAUUGAGCGAUUGAUUUCUCCACAGCCAAAGGAUCGGCCAAACAGCUUUGAAUUAUUACGCAGCGAUCUAUUGCCUCCAAAGCUUGAAGAUGAAUAUAUCAAAGAGUGCGUGCGGACAAUCGCCAAUCCCAAUACACCUUACUAUCACAAGCUUAUGACAGCCAUGUUUUCGCAAUCAUCCGAUCGACACAAAGACUUUACGUACGACUAUCAUACGCAAGUGGAAGCCCCAUUUGAUCCAUUCAGCCAUAUAUUCUUUGACAUGAUCCGAGAGCAAAUGAGCAAAGUGUUCCGACGUCAUGGUGCUAUCGAUCUAUCCACGCCACUUUUGAUACCCAAGAAUGAUUUGUACGAGUGGAAUUCAAAGAACCCUGUUUACCUAAUGGAUCCUCAAGGUUCGAUCAAUCAACUUCCUUUUGAUCAAACGGUGCCUUUUGCCCGCUACGUUUCUCGUAAAAAAGGUUUUCAAGAGCUGAAGCGAUUCACAUUUGAAAGAGUUUAUCGCGAAAACCCAAGUGGUGGUCAACCUGAAUCUGCCUUGGAAGCCGACUUUGAUAUUGUACACAAGGAAACAGCGCUCAUGGUGCCGGAUGCAGAGGUGCUAAAAGUGGUGGAAGAGAUCCUUGAAGAAUUACCGCCUUUCAAGUCUGGAGGCUUUUAUUUCAUGAUCAACCAUGCUGGUAUCGCCGAUCUCAUCUUGGACAGUUGCCGCGUUCCCACAGAUAUCCGGAAAGGGGUCAUGGUGGCAUUAUCGAGCCUUGGGCGUGGCACAUCCUUUGCAACAGUACGCAACGUGCUCAAACUCAAGUUCCAUCUACAACGGAGCGUAUUGGAUGAGCUGUCCAUAUUCAACGUGCAAGGUGAACUCGAGAAUACUGGAAAAAAGGUGGAUGGCUUGUUGGUGGGACAACACAAGUCCAAGUUUCGAGAGUAUCUGGGUGAACUACGUGUGCUUAUCUCGAUUGCAAAAAGCAUUGGCAUCCAUCACAAGAUCGUCUUUCAUCCUUUGUUGGUGUACAAUAAUCAUUUCUACAAGAAUGGUGUUGUGUUUGAAACGGUGGCCGAUACAACCGAUUCAAGGAAAAAGGAUGUGCUUGCCGUUGGUGGAAGAUACGACGUGCUUAUCCAAAACUUUGCUCACCCAAACGCCACUGCCAACCGCAAGUUACGUGCUGUAGGCGUCAACAUUGCUGUACAAAAGCUUAUACGACGCAUGGAUAUGUAUCAAUCGGAGCAAGUGAAGUACCUUGUCAAGUCGAAGAAUGAAAAGCUAAGGAGUUUUGGUGCAUGGGCCCCUAAGCAGUGUGAUGUCUAUGUGGCAAGCUUUGGCAAGGUGGCUCUUCAUGAACGACUCGAGAUUGUACGCGACUUGUGGAGCCACAACAUUGGAGCCGACUUUCAAUAUGACAAUGGGAAUCAAUUAACGCCUGAAGAGCUCGUUGUUCACUGCAAAAAGGCGAGCAUCAAUUGGCUGGUCAUUGUCAAGCACCGAUCAUCCGAUAACAAAUCCAACACAAGUGAAAUGGUCAAAGUCAAGGAUGUGCUCCGCAAAACUGAAACUGAAGUUAGCAAGGCUGACCUUCCAGUAUGGCUCGCUGCUGAAAUUGGAGAACAAAUGCGUAUCGAUCAUAACCACACGGUGGGCAAGAUACGUAACAAGCAUGAUCUCAAGAGCAAAGAUGUGGUUGAGACAACACGACAUGAUGAAAUGUCCAAAUUCAGUGAUGGAUACGAGCUCAAGAAGGAUGAUUUUGACGUGCACAUUAUCCACAGUGAAGGACGUGGUGGCGGCAAGGAACGAGUCAAAUUAAAACAUAAGCAUAAGACCAUGUUGAUUGACAAAGCCAUCUAUCAUAUUAUCCCGAUUAUGGAAGGCUUGAUGAAAGGAGAAGUGCAAGUAAUUGCAUUCGAUCUGUCAAGAGACCUGCUCAAACGAAUGAGUGAAGCGAAUACAUGGGUGGAUGAACAAGGAUUCAAAAAGUUACAAGAAGUCGCUGGGAUUGGACAAAAGGAUACCCUUUCAAGAGCAAGACAUGCUAUUCAAAAGCUUAUUGAAGCUAAGCAUAAAAGUGUAUGGCUUUAUUCGUACAAAGAAGACUAUGCAGUUUUAUGUAAUUUACGCUAA
Messenger RNA from Lichtheimia ornata, 5295 nucleotides. RefSeq lists its product as uncharacterized. NCBI's taxonomy places the organism in Eukaryota, Fungi, Mucoromycota, Mucoromycetes, Mucorales, Lichtheimiaceae. Gene Ontology annotation, biological process: regulation of translational initiation by eIF2 alpha phosphorylation; DNA damage checkpoint signaling. The record is from RefSeq and is a predicted model, not a curated record. Bases 1 to 5295 code for a protein of 1764 amino acids. Gene Ontology annotation, molecular function: eukaryotic translation initiation factor 2alpha kinase activity; ATP binding; protein binding. The transcript is spliced from 17 exons.